AUAGAAAAUUUAAAUAAAGAAACCUUAAAAAGUGAGGAAAUUUCCCAGUUAGUUCAGCAGUAUAAAGAGAUAAAAGACGAAUUACGAGAACCUUGUUAUAUUACUUAUCAUGAAAAUAAUGUUAUUCAGUUUACUUACCAUAAUCAGAAAGGAGCAGAUUUAGAACAAGAAAAUUAUGAGGCUUUUGUGGAUAAGAUUUAUUUGUAUUAUGCUAACUAUCUGAAAAGCCCAGGCACUAUCAAGUUAAAUCGAGCCCCCUUAUUUUUAGAAAGCAAAGAAAAUCCCCUAUCAGAAAGCAACAAACUCCAUUAUUCUUUUUGUAAUGAUAAAGGGAAUUUAGUCAUUGAGGAAGUAAAUAAUCCUGAUAUUCAACCCCGAUUAAAAACUGUGGUGUUAGAUGCAAAAACAGACAUCAGUAGCCAACAUUUAACCAGUUUUAAGGCUGGUCCGAAUAAAUGA
Messenger RNA from Racocetra persica, 459 nucleotides. Lineage: Eukaryota; Fungi; Glomeromycota; Glomeromycetes; Diversisporales; Gigasporaceae. The record is from the annotation of a GenBank genome assembly.